GGAGGCAAGCUGGUGCUGUGGGCCGUGGUCGGUUUGGCUCUGGCGGUGGUGGCUGCCAUGAUCGUCGCUCCGGGCGCCAUGCCGUGGGUGGCCGGGAAUGGGAAGGGUCCGAUGGACCGAGGCGAGUCAGAUAAGAGAAAUAACCCGCUAGCUGAGUCCGACGGCAGUCCGCGGAUCGUGCUUCUUCAUGCCAACGGGGGAAACAACUCGGCGUCAGAUCCGUGGCCGGCACAGCUAACCAUCUCGUCGCGGAGCGAGCUCGAUUCGAUGGUGGUUGACAAGUUCUUUGAAUGGGGUCUGGACAAGCAUCGCCCAGCUCAUGUGCCAGCCGACCGCGAACUUGUCCUCAACCUGUACCUGGAGGACGGCUCGCGGCUGCGAUCGAUCCAGCAGCUGGCCAAGGACCGCCCACAAACGUGUUCAUGGUCCCGGCCGACGAGUUCUUCUUCUGGCCAGGGCUGUACAAGGGCCACCGGACGACUGUGGCUGGCAUCGUGGGUGCCGGCGGCGCACCCGUCGUCAUUGAGACCGUCUCGCUCGAGCCGCGCGUCUUUAUCCUUGACAACAUCAUCUCCGAAGAGCAGAUGGAGGUCAUCAAGGGCGCGGUCCGCCACGAGAUGCAGCGCUCGGCUAUGUACACUCCGACCGACGAUGGGACUCACUACGACGAGUACUCGAACGGCCGCACCUCGAGCCAGGCAUGGUACAAGCAGCGCCACCCGCUGACCGAGCAGCUCUAUGACAACAUCGCCGCCCUCACCAAGACUCGCCAGAACCUUGCUUUUGGCAUGCAGGUCAUCAACUACGGUCCGGCACAGCACUACGAGGCCCACUACGACUACUUUGAUCCGUCCAUGUACCCCGGCGAGUCCCAGUUCCAGAACGGCCGCAACCGCAUGAUCACUGUCCUCUUUUACAUGAACGAUGUCGAGGAAGGUGGUCACACCGCUUUUCCCCGCGGCGACGACUACUACGGCCUCAACGGCGUCAUUACUGACUACUCGGACUGCGAGCACGGCGUAAGCGUGGCGCCCAAGAAGGGCCGCGCCGUCAUGUUCUACUCGCUCAAGGCACUCGGCCACAUGAACGGCGCCCUCGACAGGUACUCGCUCCAUUCGGGCUGCGACGUGCUCAAGGGCGAAAAGUGGGCCGCCAACCGCUGGAUCUGGAACAAGCCGUUCCCGCAGCAGUAA
This is a messenger RNA of Thecamonas trahens ATCC 50062, 1193 nucleotides long. Its product is annotated as proly 4-hydroxylase. The transcript has a single exon. Gene Ontology annotation, cellular component: endoplasmic reticulum. Gene Ontology annotation, biological process: peptidyl-proline hydroxylation to 4-hydroxy-L-proline. Lineage: Eukaryota; Apusomonadida; Apusomonadidae. Gene Ontology annotation, molecular function: iron ion binding; procollagen-proline 4-dioxygenase activity; L-ascorbic acid binding. Bases 291 to 1193 code for a protein of 300 amino acids. The record is from RefSeq and is a predicted model, not a curated record.